This is a messenger RNA of Alosa sapidissima (American shad), 2386 nucleotides long. RefSeq names its product transcription factor Maf-like. Gene Ontology annotation, cellular component: nucleus. The transcript has 2 exons. The record is from RefSeq and is a predicted model, not a curated record. The coding region runs from base 398 to 1441 and encodes 347 amino acids. Gene Ontology annotation, biological process: regulation of transcription by RNA polymerase II. Gene Ontology annotation, molecular function: DNA-binding transcription factor activity, RNA polymerase II-specific; RNA polymerase II cis-regulatory region sequence-specific DNA binding. NCBI's taxonomy places the organism in Eukaryota, Metazoa, Chordata, Actinopteri, Clupeiformes, Clupeidae.
UUAAAAAUCUCCUACAAGCGCGACUGCGUUUUUUUCUACAAGGCAACAAUUUGCCAAUCACAUGCACGUUGACCUCCUCAAUUUUACGCAGUUGUAAAAAGAAGCCAUGAAGUGUUAAAUGUUUGAAAUCUUCACGCGCCGACAUUCGCGUGCCGAGACGGAACGGGAGAGACGCACGCGCUUCUCUAAUGCGUCUGUGCGAGAGACUCUGUGAACUGAGAGUGAGAGAGAGAGAGAAAACAUUAAUUUAAAAAAUAAAUCACCGUCGCAAAGUCGAAAACCUUUUCUUGGUUCUGAAGAAAUAAAUAAAGAAAUCAAGCUGGCUCUCACUGUUUCGAACCCGACCAGUUUGACAGCUGCUCUUCACCCCCUUUGGAGGACUGUCAACAGCAAAAGGAUGGCAUCAGAACUGGCAAUGAGCAACUCCGACCUGCCCACCAGUCCCCUGGCCAUGGAAUAUGUUAAUGACUUCGAUCUGAUGAAGUUUGAAGUGAAAAAGGAGCCGGUGGAGCCCGAUCGCAGCAUCAGCCAGUGCAGCCGCCUGAUCGCCGGGGGAUCCCUGUCUUCCACCCCGAUGAGCACGCCUUGCAGCUCAGUUCCCCCUUCCCCAAGCUUCUCUGCGCCCAGUCCGGGGUCCGGGAGCGAGCAGAAGGCACACCUGGAGGAUUUCUACUGGAUGACCGGUUAUCAACAGCAGCUGAACCCGGAGGCUUUGGGUUUCAGCCCCGAAGACGCCGUGGAGGCGCUCAUCAACAGCAGUCACCAGCUUCAAACCUUCGACGGCUAUGCUAGAGGGCAGCAAUUUACCGGUGCAGCCGGAGCAGGAGGCACCAUGGCCGGGGAGGAGAUGGGAUCAGCAGCCGCGGUGGUUUCCGCCGUUAUUGCGGCUGCUGCCGCACAGAACGGGGGACCUCAUCACCACCACCACCAUCACCACCACCCCGCGGGACAUCAUCAAACUACCGGAAUCCAAACCAACGGCAACUCGGGAGGAAAUCAUCAACAUAUGCGGCUAGAUGAUAGAUUUUCGGACGAACAGCUGGUGACUAUGUCAGUACGAGAGCUCAAUCGGCAGCUACGGGGUGUCAGUAAGGAAGAAGUGAUCCGGCUCAAACAGAAGAGACGGACCCUGAAGAACAGAGGCUAUGCCCAGUCCUGUCGUUUCAAGCGGGUCCAGCAGCGGCACGUCCUAGAGGGAGAGAAGACCCAGCUCAUCCAGCAAGUGGACCACCUCAAACAAGAGAUCUCCAGGCUUGUCCGGGAGAGGGACGCCUACAAGGAGAAAUACGAAAAGCUUAUCAGCAAUGGCUUCAGAGAAAACGGGUCCAGCAGUGACAACAACCCCUCUUCUCCGGAGUUUUUCAUUAGACAAAAGGAAAGACAGCGACUGCCAUUCAACCCCAUUCUGACCCCACUCUUCACAAGUUGUGUCUCCUCUUGAGCCACAGAACUUUAUUUAUUGGAUUGCAUACAUUGUUGUAAAGAGACAAUAUAUGUCAUUUUUCACCCAUGCAUGCUGGCCAUGUGCGGUAUCUUCCUUUUUGUAUUCAAAUAAACUUCCAUGGAUGAAUUCGGCAUGACAUCCAUAUCAUUUUUUUAUGACAUUCACACUUUUUUGGGAUCUGCAAAAAAGUGUGUUACAUCCUCUCCCAUUUCUUCACCAGACUUCAUCCUCUCGCACUGUGAGAGCAACCAUUUUGUACAAAGUUGUUUGACUUCAGUGACGUUAUGUGGCCCAGAAGAACUGGAUCUCGCGAAAGGAUUAUGGUUCAAAUGGAUGAAAAUAAUUCUGAAGACACAUUUAUUUGAUUACCCCUCCAUAUUGAGUACAUUUACUGUGAACCUGAAAUUAUUCUUGUCAAAAAAGUAAACAUUUUCGGCAAUUGCGCUUCCCAUGUUCUUAUGGAAAACAGGCUUUGGUCGAUACUGUGUUUGGUCCUGUACUGCCUAUUGAUUUUUGUUAUGGUACAUGAACUAAAUGGCUCUUCUAUUUGAGGCGAUUGUAAUAUUUCACUUGUACAGUAACUAAGAUUGUGUUAUAUAAAUAAGGUGCUGCGCUCCUUCAGCGUCUCGUCCCAUGUGCAAAAAUGCGGAACAAUCCUGAUGUCCAUAUGAAGCCAGAUUUGUACCAUUUCGAGCCAAGUGCCAUUCGACAGAGAUACGUGUGUUACAAUUUUCUGGAGUUUUACUCAAGCACUACCAGUGAAUCUGGGAUGUAUGGAACAUUUGGAUACCUGUAUCAUCUCACUGUAGAUAUGUCUUUUACAUUUCCAUCAGUUGUCAUCACUCAUAUCACUGAACAAUUGGCAUUACCUUUACUAACACUGAAUCAUGGACAUAAAUUCGAUCAGUACUGAUACACUGGCUGUACAAAUUGAAAUGACUA